CAUACGUAUUUGAGUGGAACUUCGUUUCUUUAAUAUAUUUGGGAGGGGUGGAGGUGGUUGCUGUCAGUUCGGCUCAGCAGCAUUCCCACAAUACUUGGAAGAAUUGUUUUCUACUUCUCCUCUGCUGUUAUUUCAUUUCCCACAAAGUAGAAACCUAGGCACUCUAUGUAUUGACUCCAAUCUUCUAUGGACAAGUCAUAUGGGUCAAUUUUGCCAAAGAAUGGCAUGACUGAGGAAUCAAGUACUUGGAUCAAGUAAUAUAGAUCUCCCUUCAGCAAACACAGGAAUGUACCAACUGAACAUUCACCUAAAAAGUGGUAUCAAUCUAGCAGUACGAGAUCGUGGAGGAACAAGUGAUCCAUAUGUGAAGUUCAAAAUAGCAGGGAAGGAAGUUUACAGAAGUAAAAUAAUCCAAAAGAACCUCAAUCCAGUUUGGAAUGAAGAAGCUUCUCUUCUGAUACAAAAUGUUGCAGAACCUCUGUAUAUAAAGGUGUAUGAUUAUGACUUUGCAUUACAAGAUGACUUCAUGGGUUCAGCUUAUCUGGAUCUAACCAGAUUGGAAUUAAACAGUCCAACUGAAGUCACCUUAAAUCUGAAGGACCCAAGCUGCCCCGUUCAAAUUCUAGGGUGCCUGUUAAUGACAGUUACCUUGGUUUGCAGAGAAACUGAUACAAGACACACUAAGAUGUUUUUGAGAAGGAAUUGGACACCAUCCUGCAAGGUACAGAAUGCUCGGCUUCUGGGGGCACACAGAAGUGACCAGCUCUGGAGAGGGGUUGUCAGUGUCACUCUAAUUGAAGGCCGAGACUUAAAACCCAUGGAUCCAAAUGGACUCAGUGAUCCAUAUGUAAAAUUCAAAAUGGGUUGUCAGAAGUACAAGAGUAAGGCUAUUCUAAAAACUCUGAAUCCUCAGUGGAGGGAGCAGUUUGAUUUCCUUCUUGCUGAGGAAAAGGAUGGCAUCAUAGACAUCACUGUGUGGGACAAGGACUCAUUGAAAAAGGAUGACUUCAUUGGCAGUUGUCAAAUUGACUUAUCAGGCCUAAGUAAGGAACAUACACACAAAUUAGACAUAGCCCUGUCAGAAGGAAAAGGCCACAUAGUGCUUCUGGUCACUCUAACAGCAUCUACUCCAGUCAGUGUCUCGGAUCUGUCUUUCUGCAUGUUGGACAACGAGGGAGAACGCAGUGAAAUAGCGGGAAAAUAUUCGUUAUUAAGAUCCUUCCAAAAUCUGAGAGACAUAGGAAUCAUCCAGUUAAAGAUAAUCAAGGCAGAAGGGUUAAUGGUGGCCGAUGUCACAGGGAGCAGUGACCCAUUUUGUGUGAUUGAACUGAACAAUGACAGACUGCAGACACAUACUGUCCAUAGGAGUCUCAACCCUGAAUGGAACAAAGUCUUCACUUUCAACAUUAAGGACAUCCACUCAGUUCUGGAAGUGUCAGUUUAUGAUGAAGACCGGGAUCGGACUGCAGAUUUCCUGGGCAAAGUUGCCAUACCUUUGCUAACUAUUCAAAAUGGUGAACAGAAAGCCUACGUCUUGAAAAACAAGAAUCUGACAGGGGCAACAAAGGGGGUCAUCUAUCUUGAAAUGGAUGUGAUUUUUAAUGUUAUAAGAGCAGGCAUCAGAACAAUCACCCCCAAAGAACAGAAAUAUAUUGAAGAUGAGCAGAAAAUCUCAAAAGAGCUCCUCCAGAAAAACUACUACCGUGUGAGGCGCUGCAUCAUGGUACUGGUAAAUACCGGUCGCUACAUUAACAGCUGCUUUGGAUGGGAAUCACCACAGAGGAGUCUCACUGCUUUCCUGAUCUAUCUUGUUGCAGUUUGGAACUUUGAACUCUGGGUGAUCCCACUGAUGCUGCUCGUGUUGAUGAUCUACAACUACUGUUUAAUUAGAUCAGGAAAGGACAACAGAUUCAGCUCUAUGCAAGAGUUAGAAGAGAGUUUAAUAGCGUAUGAGGAGGAUGAAGAAGACAAAACUGACAAGGAAACUGAAAGGAAAGGCCUGAUAGAUAAAUUGACUGCUCUCCAGGAAGUGGGUGUAGCUGUCCAGAAUGGCCUGGAUGAAGUGGCUUGCCUUUAUGAAAGAGUAAAAAAUACCUUCAACUGGACAGUUCCUUUCCUGAGUUGGAUGGCUGUUUUUGUCCUCUCUGCCGGCACUAUAAUCCUUUAUUUUAUUCCGCUAAGAUACAUUCUUCUUGUCUGGGGUAUCCACAAAUUCACAAAAAAACUUCGCAAUCCAUUACUUAUUGAUAAUAAUGAACUGCUCGACUUCCUCUCCAGAGUUCACUCAGAUGUGCAAGUGGUGCACUUUCACGAGUUGAAUCAAGAAUCUAGUCAGGGAAUGAUGACUUUUAAGAAGAAAAACAACUCAGGAUAGCCAAACCCCUCAACCAGAGAAAUGCAUCUGCUUUCUGAAGAUUAGAAAGGGAUCGGCUGCCAGAGUACCAUUUCCUUUUCUUCAUUCAUUUAUUUUCAUUUUUAUAAUGAAAUGUAGCAUCUGUAAAUGUUGUACAAUAUUGAACUCUGUAUUUGAAAAUGCAUACUGCUUAUUAUUGUAUAAAACAUAUGUUAAAACUGUUAAAAUUAUGUUCUCAUGAUAUUAAAGCUUUGCAGAAUAUG
This is a messenger RNA of Carcharodon carcharias (great white shark), 2616 nucleotides long. RefSeq names its product multiple C2 domains, transmembrane 1a (gene mctp1a). Gene Ontology annotation, cellular component: synaptic vesicle membrane. The transcript has 22 exons. Gene Ontology annotation, molecular function: calcium ion binding. Gene Ontology annotation, biological process: regulation of neurotransmitter secretion. Bases 287 to 2374 code for a protein of 695 amino acids. The record is from RefSeq and is a predicted model, not a curated record. NCBI's taxonomy places the organism in Eukaryota, Metazoa, Chordata, Chondrichthyes, Lamniformes, Lamnidae.